Molecule: messenger RNA, 835 nt
Organism: Cylicocyclus nassatus
Lineage: Eukaryota; Metazoa; Nematoda; Chromadorea; Rhabditida; Strongylidae
Source: the annotation of a GenBank genome assembly
AUUGCUCAUGGAUAGCAGCGAAGAUCAGGUCUCCGGUGCGGAUUCGGAGCUGAAAUCAGGAAGGAAGUCAAAAGAUGAUUCUUCUGGGUUUGCUUGCUUCAUUAUCAUGGUAUUGAUUAUUGUCAUCAUCGUGCAAUUAUGGUUAUUUUCUCUUCUCUAUAUCCAGCUAAAAUAUCGAAAGGACGGAGAAAAGAAGACAGAUGAAAAGGAAAAUAUUUUUGUUCUUCCAAGUGAAUAUCGUCUGCCAAGAAAUGUGGUGCCAUCAUCUUAUGAGCUUGUUAUCAAAAUUUACCUGCCGUUCUAUGUGGAUUUUCCAAAGGAGAAAAAUUUGACAGUUGAUGGCGAAGUAAGAAUCAACAUGCUUGUUCGUGAAUCAACGAACGUCAUAGUCUUAAAUCAAGCAGGAAUUUCCAUCGAAAAGGAAAAGUGUAGUGUAUUCUCGCACGACAAUGCAUUUGUCGUAGAAAGGCUUGACUAUGACCAUACUCACGAGCGAGUGAGCUUUUACCUAAACGAUGUCUUGCCUUCUGGACAAACAGCCACACUAAAGAAAUGCUUGCUAAGACAGUCAGUGUUUGCGCAUGUUCAAUCACCCAAAUCUGCUCCUACCAUCUUAGAAAGAAUAGGUUGGCUUCGUUCUAUCCUUGUGGCUCAUUCUGACAGUACUUUUACCCUUUUCUACAAGAAUUGGCUCAAACUGCCUACGGAGCUUUGUCGAUCUGAUGUACAUGCUAUCAUGCUUAACUCACCACUUCCCAGCCCCAAAGCCCAAGGUUGGACUGUAUGGAUUAACGCAUUGGAUAAUUUUCAAAUGGUUGUCAUUGUGAUCAUGUGA